This is a messenger RNA of Drosophila biarmipes, 1671 nucleotides long. RefSeq lists its product as uncharacterized. The transcript is spliced from 3 exons. Bases 1 to 1671 code for a protein of 556 amino acids. Lineage: Eukaryota; Metazoa; Arthropoda; Insecta; Diptera; Drosophilidae. The record is from RefSeq and is a predicted model, not a curated record.
AUGAUAUUCUAUGCACGGGUCCCGCCCUACAAAACGAUCUUGGAGGAGUUAUACUCAACUGGCGUCUCCAUCGUAAUAUUUGGCACUGCCUCGGCACCCUUCACGGCGACUGGAGUCAUACAUCAGAUUGCGUUCGACGAGCGCGAACGCUAUCCUCUGGCCGAGCAUGUCCUUAAAAAGGAAACCUAUGUGGACGAUGUUCAAACAGGACACGAGACCAUCGACGGAGCUCUAAAAAUUCGCAAUGAUGUCAUCGCAGCUCUGCAAUCAGCAGGCAAGGAGCUCAAGAAGUGGGCAUCCAACCAUCCAGAUAUCUUAGAAAGCAUCCCAACUACAGAUCUCUCUAACAGUAGCAUUUUUGAGAUAGACAAUAAGGACUCCAUUAAAACUUUAGGGUUGUAUUGGCAUCCAAACAAAGAUGGUUUUGGUUUUAAUCUUAAGUUUUCUCUCAAUCCUAUAUUCACCAAACGUUCUAUACUAUCCACAGUAGCACGCUUAUUCGAUCCGUUGGGAUACCUGGCACCAGUAAUCAUCGCUGCGAAAAUCCUGUUGAAGGAUGUUUGGAGUUUUUAUAUCGAGCGCAGGGAUGAGCCCCCCGCAUCAUUAGAUUGGGACGACCCAUUGCCAGAUCAACUCGCCGAGCGGUGGCGAAAGUUCAUUCAAGAGCUCCCCGACAUUGAAGAGAUCCACAUCCCUCGGUGGUUAGGCUUCGACUUAAGGCAUGUCUUGACGUUGCAACUACACAUGUUUUGUGAUGGAUCAUCCAUGGCGUAUGCAGCAUGCGCUUAUCUUCGAGCUAGUUGUACGGAUGGUUCCAUGCAGAUUAACUUAUUAGCCGCCCGCAGUCGAGUCACACCUGUUAAGCCGCUAAAAAUUCCGAGAGUUGAGUUAUCCGGAGCCCUGCUGUGUACACAAUUAGCCGAUUGGAUUGUCAAUCAACUUCAAGCAUCACAUCACACCAUAUCCGUACACUACUGGUCGGAUGCAAUGAUAUUGCUGUAUUGGCGUUGGAAGACAUUUGUGUCGAAUAGAAUUGGAGCAAUCCUGGAGGCAAGCUCGCCAUCGCAGUGGAGACAUGUUCUUACGCAAGAAAACCCAGCAGAUUGUGCUGCACGCGGACUCACCCCUUCCCAGCUGAAACACCACACGCUUUGGUGGCACGGACCACAUUGGCUGCAGCUUUCAGAGGAGUAUUGGCCAGUCAAUCAGUCCCCAAAAUCAGAAUUUAUUUCAGAAGAGCAAUCCUUAAAGCACAUCGGAGCCCACAUUUCCUACGUCAAACGAUUCAUUUAUAAUACUCGUCACAAAAAAGCGGAUAGACUCACCGGCCCUAUUCAGGUAUCUGAAUUUCAACAGGCUUUGUUCGCACUGGUGCGGAUGGUUCAACAAGAAGUCUAUUCGGAAGAAUUAUCAAGACUACGAUCCAACAAAUUUCUAUCCAAACACAACAAACUCAGUCAGCUAUCACCGUUUCUCGACGAUGAGGGGCUCAUGAGAGUUAAAGGCAGACUUAAGAAUGCUUUGCAGCUCUCCAUGUCUCAAAAUAAUCCUUCCAAAGGCCCACCACCUGACGAUUUUGGUUAUAAGGAACGCUUAUCACAACACCUUACAUGGCGGUGUGCAACUAACUUUAUAUACAAUUCAUCAAGUUUUCUGGAUCGUCAACGGUAA